AUGGAGCAAAUGGGAGGAACUGAAAAGUUCCAGUAUUCAUACAGUCCUCCUAGCACAAUGUAUAGUGAAGUAGAAAACAACAGUUCCUCCAAGUUGUCACCAGAUGGUGUUGCUAGCACAAAGAAGGCAUUGGGUCCCCUUGACAAAAGGACAAACAAUAAAGAUAACUGUUUUCGAUCACGUCUUCUCCAAAUUCGGCCUGCUGAAGAAUUAUGUUUUCAAAUUGAAGAAAAUGUCAAGGAAAUUUUCAGCACCAUCAGCCUAUCCAAUACUCUGAAUAACCCAGUUGCAUACAAGGUAAAAACAACAUCACCAGAAAAGUUUCGAGUUCGUCCAAGUGGAGGUCUGGUGAUGCCUGGUUCGCCUGUUAUUGUUUUUGUACAUAUCCAGCCAGGUUUCGAACACCAUAUUCAUUCUGAUAAGUUCCUUGUCCGUGCCAUAGAAGUGACUGAUGAAAGUAAAGAUGUUACAGAGAUGUGGAAGACGGUUCAUCGGGAAUCUAUUAUGGAACACAGAUUACGUUGUAUAUUAAAUUCCGAACCGGUUCGUUCCAAGCCAACAAGUGACAUCAACAUCUUGACUGAAAAAAUUGAAGCCCUACAGUUAGCCAAUCAACGGAUUGAAAGCCGUAUUCAACAGAUCAUGUUUCUUCAUGUCUUCUUUCUUCUGGUUGUAAUCCUUGCCAUUGCCAGUGACUACUGGCACUCAAGCCCAAGUGGCAAUCUUGACCAAAAGUCAAAGUACUGCACACAGUAA
This is a messenger RNA of Acanthosepion pharaonis, 756 nucleotides long. Lineage: Eukaryota; Metazoa; Mollusca; Cephalopoda; Sepiida; Sepiidae. The record is from the annotation of a GenBank genome assembly.